Molecule: messenger RNA, 1669 nt
Organism: Ixodes scapularis (black-legged tick)
Lineage: Eukaryota; Metazoa; Arthropoda; Arachnida; Ixodida; Ixodidae
Exons: 13
Coding region: 30-1493 (487 amino acids)
Biological process (GO): regulation of canonical NF-kappaB signal transduction; protein K63-linked ubiquitination; tumor necrosis factor-mediated signaling pathway
Cellular component (GO): plasma membrane signaling receptor complex
Molecular function (GO): zinc ion binding
Source: RefSeq, a predicted model, not a curated record
ACGAGGAACCGGGAUACGUCUGCGAACCGAUGGAGCCCGUCGGAUUUUUUUCGCGGAUCGCAAACAUCAAGAUGGCGGACGGGAAGCCACAGGCCGAUCUUCAUGAAGAAUAUCGUCAAGUGAAAGGAUUCUGGUUGUUUGAAAAAUGUUACCUGAGGUUUCCACAGGACGUACGAGACAAGGCUGAAUGUGAUCAUUGCAAAUGCAUUCCAAAGGAAAUAUAUAAUCUUCAUUGCCUCAACCAUCGACUCUGCCUGGAGUGCAAACAAUAUUGCAAAGGUUAUGACUGCCUUAAAUGUGGCGUUAACACAAGCCCUGCGCAACUUGAGGCUGCUCGUCCCCGUAUCAACUAUGUGGCAAACUACCUGCUAGCUCUUUGCCCCUUCUGUGAAGAGAAAGUGAUGCUGGACUGGAUGAGGUACCACCUUUUGACGAGUCACUCGUACGACGUCAGCAUUGUACAACCAAAGGUUCAACAGAGAAAGAAUGAGGACACGACUAUGGAUGUUGAUGAAACUGGCGACGGCAAGACCUGGGACCAUGAUUUUGAACAGUUUUCUGAGGAGCAGACUCGAUCGUCGUGGAAAGACUCACCGGUUUUUGAGGCCGCUGCUGAAAGCAGUUCAACCAGACGAUUAAGUAAACCUAUUGCGGAAAUAUCCAAUUUCGCCCUGUGUAAAAACAACGUACUGGAAAGCAAGCUAAAGGAACACAAGUAUGAGUGUCCGAAGAUCGAAAGGGAGAGUUUCGACUGCGGUGUCAAAGUUCUCAACGAAAACCUAGAAGAUCGCCUGGACAAGGAGUGCCAGAAGCGAGUAGUUUUUUGCGAAGCGUGCCACAGUCUGGUGAUUUGCACUCAACUUGGCAAACACAAGUCUGAGUGUCCGAAGAUCGAAAGGAAGUGUUCCGACUGCGGUGCCAACGUUCUCAAUGAAAAAAUACAAAAUCAUCAAGAAGAGGAGUGCCAGAAGCGAGUAGUUCUUUGUGAGGCCUGCAAAAGUGCAAUGUCCUAUGAUGAAUUUAGCGAACAUGAUCAAGAAUGCCCCGAGAAGCCAGUGGUCUGCGAUGACUGUGAAGGCGAGGUACUACGGAAGGAGAAGUUCAAGCACGCCUCCGAGUGUCCAAUGCGUGUUGUGGGCUGCGAGAGCUGCAAAGGAUUCUACGCCUACUCUACAGAAAAGGAGCACAGGGAACAGUGUGAAAAAAAGAAACUUGCUUGCGAGUACUGCAAAUUGGAACUGAAAGGCGAUGAUGAAAAAAACGAGCACCUUGAAACCUGUGAACAGGCUUUGAUUGGAUGUGCUUUUAAAGCGUUUGGAUGCAACGAGAAAGCUCCAAGGAAAGAUAUGCAGGAACACGAGAAGGACCCACACAAUGCACUUCUUAAUCAAGUGAUCCUUGGGCUGCAAGAAAGAAUCGAGAACCUGGAACGGCCCCUCACCGCCCUCGUUAAAAAACUUCGUAAUCCGGAUUCGUUGGGAUCCAGUCAAUGAUCGCCGACCGCAAGAAACUACACUGUGCAGUGUUGUGCAAGGAAAAUUGUCGAUAUGAAGGGUAUUGUGAAGGCCUUUAAAUGUCUAGUGGUGGUCUAAUUUUUUUAGAGGUACCACAAUUGUUUUUUUUUCUUGCAGCAAAACUUUUGACAAAAUAAAGUUGUAAAGAGUUCUCA